Messenger RNA from Peronospora farinosa, 903 nucleotides. NCBI's taxonomy places the organism in Eukaryota, Oomycota, Peronosporomycetes, Peronosporales, Peronosporaceae. The record is from the annotation of a GenBank genome assembly.
AUGGCAACUAUCUCGACGUCCAAGGGCGGUGCGCCCAGCGUCAUGACGCGAUUUCUCGGUCUGCUCCGCAAUUUUCGUGAGUCUGUGACCGAUGCAGAAGUACGCGAGUAUUUCCAGGCAGAAGGAAGUGGCGGUGGCUACGAGGAAUUGCCGGAUGUGAUUAAUGCACUGCUGGGUGAGGGCAAAAUCAAGAUUUUUAAGAAAGGAAACGUGCUUUCGUAUGGAAUUGUGAAUGCAGAAGAGGCAGAACGUAUUCGUGGACUCACAUUGGAACAGCGUCUAGUGUUGCAGGAGAUUGAGCGUGCAGGUAACAAGGGCAUUUGGACGCGGGAUAUUAAAUCACAUACAAACAUUCCACAGCAAAUUGUGACCAAGACGUUGCGAUUGCUAGAGACGCGACGUCUUGUCAAGUCGGUCAAGUCCAUAAGCAGCAAGAACAAGAAGCUGUACAUGCUUUUUGAUCUGGUGCCUUCUACAGAGAUUACAGGUGGUCCAUGGUACAAUGAGCAGGAGUUUGACCACGUAUUUAUUGACACGCUCAGCACGUUCGUGUACGAAGUGAUCAAGGCUUCGGGAAUGAGUACGUUGAACGCAAUCACAGACAAAGUGCAUGCCUCGGGUAUUUCCAAGGUGGCACUGGGUCCAGAAGAAAUCAGCUCUAUCAUUCAAACACUCAUGUACGAUGGUCGUGUCGAGGAAGUUCGCUCCGUGCGUCUCACGCCUGGUACAUCUCACGAGACCAAGUACAAGAUCUCGCAACAGAUCACGACCUUCAACUACUUGUCCGAGACUCCAUGUGGCGUGUGUCCGGUUUUUGAUCAAUGUCAGGAAGGCAACAUCAUUUCACCCCGCUCGUGCCUGUACAUGACCAAGUGGUUGGGCCUCAAGGAGCUUGACUUUUAG